GGACCUCGUCACUGCGAUCCCAUUUCUCCCCAACAUGCCUGUGAAUGAUCCUCCUGCUCCCACAGCGCUAUCUACCAACAUCGAAAAAGCUCUUCCUGAUGAUUUGGAGAAAGUCCCGCACAUCCUCGAAGAGCCAGCCCGCACAGAAUCUGCCACUUCCGAUACUAGCGUCGACAUCGAGGCCGAACGCAAGCUUCUCCGGAAGAUCGACUAUCACGUCGUCCCUCCGUUGGCUGUCCUCUUCCUCCUCGCAUUCCUUGACAGAAUAAACAUCGGCAACGCGAACAUCCAAGGCUUGUCGACGGAACUUCAUCUAGAGAAGCACCAAUACAACAUCGCGCUUUUCGUAUUCUUCAUCUCAUACAUCAUCUUCGAAGUCCCCAGCAACAUCAUGCUCCGCAAAGUCCGUCCCUCAACCUGGAUCUGCUCCCUAAUGUUCGUCUGGGGCAUCGUCAGCAUAGGCCAAGGCCUCACCCAUUCUUACCAAGGUCUAGUCGCCAUGCGUUUCCUGCUCGGAAUAUUUGAAGCAGGCCUAUUACCUGGAGGCGCCUACCUAAUAUCCAUGUAUUACAAGCGGUACGAGUUGCAGUGGCGGAUAAGCUGUUUCUAUCUCGCUGCGAUCCUAGCGGGCGCGUUCGGUGGAUUGUUUGCGUUCGCACUGGGCCACAUGGACGGAAUCGGAGGGUACAGCGGGUGGCGCUGGAUCUUCAUCAUCGAAGGCCUACUCACCAUCCUCGUCUCCCUCAUCUUCAAAUUCCUCAUAGUCGACUGGCCCGAACGCGCAACCUUCCUCUCCCCCUCAGAGCGACACCUCCUCCUCACCCGCCUCACCCACGAAACCCCUCCCCAUUUCGAGAUGUCCCGCCUUGACCGUCUCGCCCUCGUUCGCAUCUUCUCAGACUGGAAGAUCUACAUCGGCACGCUCAUGUACCUCGGCGUCGUCGACACGGGCUACUCCACCUCUUUUUUCAUCCCCACUAUCGUUCUCGAACUGGAGCCCGGGACCACGAGCGCGCAGGCCCAGGUGAAAAGCAUCCCGAUAUAUAUAGCUGCGGCGGUGGGCAGUUUGGUGGUGGCAUGGGCUACCGAUAGGGUGAAGCAUCGGUAUGGGUUUUGUAUGGCGGGGUUGGUGGUGGCGUCGAUUGGGUAUGUGAUUCUAUUGUGCCAGGAGAGCGUGAGUGCGAAGGUGAGGUAUAUGGCUUGUUUCUUUAUUACGGUUGGAGGUUACAUGACGCAAGGCAUAACGAUCGCCUGGCUAAGCAACAAUGUCAGCGGUCACUACAAACGCUCCAUCGCCCCCGCCUUUCAAAUCGGUGUAGGCAACCUCGGCGGCAUAGUCGCCUCCAACAUCUUCAUAUCCUCGCAAGCACCCACGUACCCCCUGGGCUACGGCGUCUCCCUCGGCAUGAUCUGGCUGUGCGGUAUCGCGUGCACGAUAUUUUAUUUUGGGCUGAGGAGAGAAAAUAGGAUUAGAGAUCGCGGUGGGAGAGAUUAUAGGUAUGGGCAGAAGGAUUUGGAUAAUAUGGGGGAUGGCCAUCCGGAGUUUAGAUUUGCGUAUUGAGACGUUGGAAUGGUGGAAAUAAUGUAAACAGCAUAGAGCAACAAAAGGGCGUGAUUCUCGC
This is a messenger RNA of Stereum hirsutum FP-91666 SS1, 1622 nucleotides long. RefSeq names its product MFS transporter. Gene Ontology annotation, cellular component: membrane. Gene Ontology annotation, biological process: transmembrane transport. The transcript is spliced from 5 exons. Lineage: Eukaryota; Fungi; Basidiomycota; Agaricomycetes; Russulales; Stereaceae. The record is from RefSeq and is a predicted model, not a curated record. Bases 35 to 1561 code for a protein of 508 amino acids. Gene Ontology annotation, molecular function: transmembrane transporter activity.